Molecule: messenger RNA, 1581 nt
Organism: Brienomyrus brachyistius
Lineage: Eukaryota; Metazoa; Chordata; Actinopteri; Osteoglossiformes; Mormyridae
Product: RING finger protein 141-like
Exons: 6
Coding region: 307-999 (230 amino acids)
Biological process (GO): protein autoubiquitination
Molecular function (GO): ubiquitin-protein transferase activity
Source: RefSeq, a predicted model, not a curated record
GCGGGGACGCGAGUUCCGAGUAGCUGCCCGACCCCAGGGAUCACGGUCGGAACCUGUGCGGUUCCGGUCGGUAGUGUACCGGGUCGGCGGGGCAGCCCCGGGUCGUGUGGAAACACCCCUAGCGGACGUGCGUGUGGUUCCCGCCGCAGCUUUCCGCGGUUUUACAGUGAUUAAUGCGUUUCAUGGGAGAUUAAUGCGUUUCAUGGGUGGUUCACCUAACCGGCUGUGGCUGUCUAACCAGGGACCCUGAGUGUUCUGAAUGAAGCAUACGUUUCCCAGGGUGCAUUGUUCUGAGAAGUCCCCAGGAUGGGCCAGGAAAUCUCCAGCCAGACGCAGUCAGUCAUCAACAGGCUUCCGGAAAAAGUGGCACGGCAUGUGGGUCUGGUGCGAGAAAGCGGCUACCUCAGCUACGAGGAAUUCCUGGGCAGAGUCGCUGAACUUAACGAAGUCACUGCCAAGCUGGCUGCUGGACAGCAGAAGCAUCUGCUUUUCGAGGUUCAGCCUGGGUCUGACGCCUCAGCCCUGUGGAAGAUGUCUGUGAGGAUAGUCUGCACCAAGAUCAACAAAGAGAACGGAUUGGUGGAGGCGUCACGCAUCAUGAACCUGUACCAGUUUAUCCAGCUGUAUAAGGACAUUACAGGUCAGGCGGCGGCUGUGAGGAACACACAGGGUGACGCUGAGACCAGGUCCGGAGAGGCCGCCUCUGCGGACGCCUGCCAGGCCAGCAUGUGGAUGGGCAGAGUGCAGGAGCUGACGGAAGAGGAGGAGUGCUGUAUCUGCAUGGAGGGAAGGGCCGACCUCACACUGCCUUGUGCGCACAGCUUCUGCCAGAAGUGCAUUGACAAGUGGAGCGACCGCAGCCGGCACUGUCCAAUCUGUCGCCUGCAGGUGGCCGGCGUUGGCGAAUCCUGGGUCAUGUCCGAUGCUCCGACAGAGGAGGACAUAGCCAAUCACAUCCUGCACUUGGCUGAUGAGGCGGGUCAACCGCUCAGGCCGUAAUGCCAACCAUGUUGCCACAGAAACUCGGAAAUGACCUUUCGUUAAGGUUGUAGAUAUAUAAUUUAGUGUGAUCUACUGGAUUAACAUGUCGAUUCUCUGCUGUAGUGGUUCACAAGAAAUCGCGAUAUAUUUAUGUAGUUGCAGACUGAUGUUCUGUGAUGUGAAUUCUGGAUUUUGUAGUUACUGGACCAAAAAUGAAACUGAUCUUUAUAUUCCUUUGUGUUUCAUAUUCCAUGAGGCGUUAACAUUUUUAAAGCACUGCAGUUUUGAUAAGAUAGGGGAGCAAUUGGGAACAGCAGUGUUUGCUAAGAGAUUAGCGUGUAAUUAGACCAUGGCCUUCAUUCUGUGAUUAAUCUGUCUUUAAUAGCCCUCUGGCUAGGGGGACUCCUAUUGUACUGUGCGCGCAGGAAAUAAGCUGUCUGCUGAUGGUGUAAAGAUGGGAUCUGCAGUUUGUGGGAUUAAACUGGCUUUCGUGGCCUUUCUGUAUAGAGAUUACAGGCUGCAUUUAGAUGGCAAGCAGCAGAAUUUUAUUAUUAUUUUUUAAUAGUGUGCUGCUUUUUAUUAUACGUAUUCUAACCAUAA